Messenger RNA from Mytilus trossulus (common blue mussel), 474 nucleotides. Its product is annotated as toll-like receptor 5. The transcript has a single exon. Gene Ontology annotation, cellular component: plasma membrane. Gene Ontology annotation, biological process: toll-like receptor signaling pathway; inflammatory response; immune response. The record is from RefSeq and is a predicted model, not a curated record. Lineage: Eukaryota; Metazoa; Mollusca; Bivalvia; Mytilida; Mytilidae. Bases 1 to 474 code for a protein of 157 amino acids. Gene Ontology annotation, molecular function: transmembrane signaling receptor activity.
AUGGCCAAUCCACUUUUCCUGAAGUCAAAAGAAGAAACACUUGAAUAUGAUGCAUAUGUAGCUUAUUGCGAUGGAGACUAUCAAUGGGUGUAUGGACCUUUGCGCCUAUUUCUCGAAGAGAGACGGAAUUAUAAACUUCUUCUGUUAGAUAGAGGAGAUGUCCUUGCUGGAGAACAUAGACUUUUUGCUUUAUACAAUUCAAUUCCAAAAUGCAAAAAGAUAAUCUUAGUGAUUUCAAAAGAGUUUGUUAACAAUGAUUGGGCAUACUAUGAAGCUACUGUAGGAAUUGAACAUUUCCUGGGCUUACAAGCGAGAAUAAUUGUUAUAAACCUGGAAAAUAUAACCAAAACAGAAAUACCGCAAUGUGUUCUUCAAAUGAUGUCAUUGGACGCCAACGAUCAUAUUCGCAAAACAGACACAUUAAAUGAAAAUAACAUUUUCUGGAAAUGUUUAGAUCAAGCAAUGCAACGUUAA